Messenger RNA from Cornus florida, 3087 nucleotides. Its product is annotated as zinc finger CCCH domain-containing protein 30-like. The coding region runs from base 354 to 2543 and encodes 729 amino acids. Gene Ontology annotation, molecular function: metal ion binding; protein binding. The transcript has 2 exons. The record is from RefSeq and is a predicted model, not a curated record. NCBI's taxonomy places the organism in Eukaryota, Viridiplantae, Streptophyta, Magnoliopsida, Cornales, Cornaceae.
AAUUUCAAUUUCAAUUUCGAGACGUUACUCUCUUCCACUCUCUAAAGUUCACACUUUCUCUGCCCCUCUACAAUCUCUCUAUAUCUCUCCUCUUUCUCUACACACAGUACACUUUCUCUCUUCUUUGGUUGUAUCGAUUUCGCAUCUGCCUAUCGCUAUCGAGGAACUUGGAGAAUGGAGAUGGAAACUAUUUGGUUCCGGUUUUCGUCGCGAUCUUCACACUGUUUUCUUCGAUUUUAUCUCUCAACAGAUCGAUGAAUUGAAAUCGCUUUGAUUUUUAUCUCAAGCAGAUUUGCGAUCUCUCCUUUUAUAGCUGACUUUACAUUCAGAUAUUUGAUAUUGCUAACUGAAGAAUGUGUCCGGGUCCAGAGCGAUCAAAAUCUACAUUGUCUUCAUCUCCAUCUACCAUAGAAAACAAACCCAACACAAAAGACAUGACUCAAUUAACCGUUGAGACUGAAAAUUCUUUUUCCAAUUUACUUGAGCUUGCAGCUAACAAUGACUCUGAAGGUUUCAAACAAUUGAUAGAGUGCGAUGAUUGUUCUGCGAUUGAUGAGGUUGGACUUUGGUACGUCCGAAAGAAGGGCUCAAAACAAGUAGUCCUUGAGCACAGAACACCUUUGAUGGUUGCUGCUGCCUAUGGUAGUGUUGAUGUUUUGAAGUUGAUGCUUGCUCAGCCCAAGGUUGAUGUAAAUCUUUCCUGUGGCCUAGACGGGAGCACUGCCCUCCACUGUGCUGCAUCUGGUGGAUCUGUCAAUUCUGUUGAUGUUGUGAAGCUGCUUUUAGCAGCCGGUGCGGAUCCGAAUUCUGUGGAUGCCAAUGGUCACCGUCCCAUUGACGUGAUUGUUGUCCCUCCGAAGAUCCCAGGCACAAAAGCAUGUCUUGAAGAACUUCUUAUGAACAAUGUUUCUGAUGAGGCUGUUGGCAAGUGCAAUCUACGGGUGUCAAUUGGCAGCUCCAACUCCAACUCACCAACACUAUCUUCUUCACCAGAAAACCAGUCCCCAUUUUCUCCUUCAGAUGUUCUAUCUUCUCCAAUGACUUCAAAGUUUAGUGAUGUUCCUACCAAUUCUAUGUCGGAGAAGAAAGAAUACCCGAUUGAUCCAUCACUGCCUGACAUCAAGAACAGCAUAUAUUCAACGGAUGAGUUCCGGAUGUUUUCAUUCAAGGUCCGGCCUUGUUCGAGGGCUUAUUCGCAUGAUUGGACCGAGUGCCCUUUUGUUCACCCAGGAGAAAAUGCUCGGAGAAGAGAUCCUCGGAAGUACCAUUACAGUUGUGUGCCUUGCCCUGAUUUUCGAAAGGGUGCUUGUAGGCGAGGGGAUAUGUGUGAAUAUGCUCAUGGAGUGUUUGAGUGCUGGCUCCACCCAGCUCAAUACCGGACUCGGCUCUGUAAGGAUGGGACAAGCUGUGCGAGACGGGUUUGCUUUUUUGCGCACACAGCUGAGGAGCUGAGGCCAUUGUAUGUUUCUACUGGUUCUGCUGUUCUUUCUCCUCGAUCAACCUCGGCUGCUAGUGCUGCGGACAUGGCUGCUGCCUUGAGCCUUCUUCCCGGUUCUCCCUCCUCAGCCGCCGCAUUCAAUCAGCCAAUGUCUCCAUUGGCAAAUGGCAAUUCACACUCAACUGCAGCUUGGCCACAGCCAAAUGUUCCAACCCUUCAUCUGCCAGGAAGCAACCUUCAGUCGAGUCGCCUGAGAUCUUCCCUUAGUGCCAGGGACAUUCCACCUGAGGAUUUCAGUAUGUUACUGGAUUUUGAAUCCCAUCAACAGCUUCUAAAUGACUUGACUCCAUUUUCGCAGUCUUGUCCUGGUUCUGCCUCUUUGAACCGUUCUUGUCGGUCCAAAACACUAACUCCUUCAAACCUUGAAGAGCUAUUUUCAGCCGAGAUGAACUCUUCUCCCCGAUAUUCUGAUCAGGCAGCAACUUGUUUUUCUCCAUCACACAAAUCAGCUCUUUUCAAUCAGUUCCAACAGCAGCAUAACUUGUUAUCUCCUAUCAAUACCAAAGUUUUCUCUACCAAAAAUGUUGAGCAUCCUUUUCUGCAGGCAUCUUUUGGUGUAUCAUCUCCCGGACGAAUGUCACCGAGAGGAAUGGAGCCCAUCUCCCCGAUGAGCUCUCGGCUCUCUCCAUUUGCUCAGCAGCGUGAGAAGCAGCAUCAGCAGCUGCGAAGUCUUAGUUCUCGGGAUCUUGGGUCCAACAAUACAGCCCCCAUGGUUGGAUCUCCUGUAAAUUCAUGGUCAAAUUGGGGAUCCUCAAACGGCAAUGUAGAUUGGUCUGUUAACGGAGAUGGACUGGGCGGACUGAAAAGAUCAUCAUCUUUUGAGGUUGGUAACAGCAACGGUGAGGAGCCUGACCUAUCAUGGGUCCAAUCCAUAGUCAAGGAAUCCCCACCAGAACUGAAUGGUAAGCACUCGGUCCCAAUUUCUGGUGUCGUGUCAUCUAACGAGGGCAUGAAAUCCAGUUCUCAAAUUGAAUCAAUUGAUCAUCAUUCGGUUUUAGGAGCUUGGCUUGAGCAGCAGAUGCAACUCGAUCAGCUCGUGGCAUAGUAAUAUUUGAUAUAAUUUUCACUCAUUAAGACAUAAAUGAAAGUUAGAAGUACAGAUAUUCUUUGGGGUUCAUUUGGAUGGUGAAGAAGUUAAAAAUCAAGAAGGCGGCAACGCAGUUGGGGGGGUUUUAGAAGGAAGAUUGAAAAUUUUUAGAACGAUUAUUCAAUCUUAAUCAUUUGUUGCUAUUUGUUACAGCAGAAGUCAGGAUAAUAUGAUGAAGCAAAAGCCUUAAUACAUCUGGAUUAUCAAAGAACCAAUCCGGUUUAGGCAUAGUUAUUUUCAGAAUUCUAGGAUUAAUUUUUUUACCUCAUGCAAUGAAACUGAGAGCUCUCUGUAUCUGUUGAUGUCUCGUGUUUCUUCAAUAUAUUUUUAUUUUGCUAAUUCAGUAACUGUUUUUGUCUGUAUGAUGAUGAUGUUUGUCAUUCGAGAAUGUUUGGUUGUAUUGGAGUAGUCGUCAAAAUGGAUUUGGGAGGCGGUAUUGUUGUUCCUUCAAUGAUGUAAAACUGAGUUGAAGUUAUUAUUUUAUUACCUUCAUUUUUUUCUU